CGUCAUUAUUCAUAAUAAAUGCAUUACUGACGGUUUAUGACUGUUUAUCAUUGCUCAAAAAGGGAAAAUGUAUGUUGAUUCAUUCCUUAUUUGGUCUUCAUUCACGCCUGUAUUCUACGCCCACUUCUGGAUCAUCCUCCGGCGGAACGGGAAUAAAUACAAAUGCAAACCAACAGCACCGGUGUGUUUAAGGCCACUACACUGAAGAAUACAGUGAUUUACAAUGAUUGAUCUCUCAUCUCUGUCUGUGACAUGGACCCUGGUGUUUCUGGUUAUAACCCUCCUGUAUAUGUAUGGUGUUUGGCCACAUGGAUUUUUCAAAAAACUGGGAAUUCCAGGACCAAGACCCUGGCCUUUUUUUGGCACAUUUCUCUCGUACACUAAAGGCUUUUUUAAUUUCGAUAUGGAGUGUGCCAAGAAGUAUGGAAAAGUAUGGGGGAUCUAUGAUGGAAGACUGCCGAUACUAAUGGUCACAGACUUGGAAAUGAUCAAAACGAUUAUGGUGAAAGAAUGUUAUUCUACCUUCACUAACCGAAGGGAAGUAAAUGUGGAUCUUGCUGGCCCCCUUGCUGAUGGAAUAUCUGCAGUUAAAGAUGAGAGGUGGAAGCGAAUCCGUGGUACACUCUCUCCAUAUUUCACUAGUGGCCGGCUGAAGGAGAUAUUUCCUAUAGCCAUGACACAUGCUGAUCGGUUUAUUAAAAAUAUGCAAAAGAGAGACCACGAGCAGCCGGUUAAAAUAAAAGAAGUUGUCGCUCCAUACAGUUUAGAUGUGGUCACCAGCUCAUCUUUUAGCGUUGACAUCGACUCUAUUAAUAACCCCGAUGAUCCCUUUGUUACCAACAUAAAGAACUUUUUAAAGUUCAGUCUGUUCAGUCCUUUAAUUCUUUUUUUGACUUUAUUCCCCUCCAUUGCAAAUCUUUUGGGGAAAAUGGGAAUAAGUGUGUUUUCAAGGUCAAUUAUGAAUUUCUUCUACACGGCCCUGAGAAAGAUAAAGGACGAGCACAAGGAUUCAAAUGGUCGAGUAGACUUUCUCAGGCUCAUGAUCCAGAAUCAAAUACCUGAUGAUCAAGCGAAAGACACCACAAGUGAACAACCAGUAAAAGGAUUAACAGACCAUGAGAUUCUCUCCCAAUCCUUCAUUUUUAUCCUGGGCGGUUAUGAGACAACAAGCACGACUCUCUCUUUCCUCCUCCAUAAUCUUGCUACUAACCCCGACUGCCUGGAAAAGCUGGUGGAGGAGAUUGACAAAAACUUCCCUCUUGAUACUCCCAUCUCAUACGAUGCAUUGAUGAAAAUGGAUUACUUGGAAAUGUCUAUAAAUGAGUCAAUGCGUCUCCUUCCCACUGCCCCUCGCUUGGAAAGGGUCUGUAAGAAGACUGUAGAGCUAAAUGGCAUCACCAUACCAAAGGACACACUGGUUGCAAUUCCUACAUAUGUUUUAAAUCGUGACCCGCAGCUCUGGGAUUCUCCUCAGGAGUUCAGGCCUGAGAGGUUCAGUCCAGAGAAUAAGUCUGAGUUUCUCCAGUACGCUUUCAUGCCUUUUGGACUCGGGCCUCGAAACUGCAUUGGGAUGAGGUUUGCUCUAAUGAUCGUGAAGCUUCUUGUUGUGAAGCUGCUACAGAACUUCAGUUUGGAAACAUGUAAAGAGACGCAGAUCCCUCUAGAGCUGACUCCUGUUUUCCAGCCAAAGGUUCCCAUCACACUGAAGUUAACACCAAGGAAAAGGAAUAAUUAAAAUACAGAACAUGUUUAUGGAAUUGUGCAGAUUAGAUAGAAUUUUAAACAAUUACAUGCAGCUUUAUUUUAAGUAUCUAUAUUUUACAGCAUGCUAUCAGCCUUUUUUAUAUUCAACUUUUACAGCAGACUUUUUCAAUGUAUGCUGCUGAUGAUUCCUGAUUCAUUCAUUUUGAGUAGUUUAAAAUGUAAGUAAAACACUACAUGUCAAAAUGACAAUUCAGAUGUAAUCAUGUCUAAUUAAAUACCAGUAUAAAGCAAGCGAGGCAUUUUACACAGUCAGUUUUGUUUUUUACCCAGUGACUUUUUGUUUUGAUUGAGCAAACACUGAGGUUUUAAGCUCAAGGAGGUGAUUUUGAUCAGGUUUUGUUUCUAUGAUAACUUACUAUUUCUUUUGAGCUGUUGGUAAACCUACAUUAUUAAAACAAGUUGACUGAUUUACAUUUAUAUGAUAAUAUUUGCUUUUAGUCUUCUCAAACUUUCACUGUAUCAGCAGUUUAUUUUGGCCUUGUGGAUGUGUUUAAAUUCAUUAUAUUUCUGAUAAUAAAAGCUUAAUCUUCAGCAAA
This is a messenger RNA of Danio rerio (zebrafish), 2300 nucleotides long. NCBI's taxonomy places the organism in Eukaryota, Metazoa, Chordata, Actinopteri, Cypriniformes, Danionidae. The record is from RefSeq and is a predicted model, not a curated record.